GUAACCUGGAGUCGAGCCAGCUUAUUCCAAGAGCCGAGCAUUGGAGUUUUUGCUAUUUUCACGAGUAAAUAACCAGCGGAAAAGCCGACGCGCUUCAUACAUGAUGACCGCUUAUUUCUCCAACUAAACCCUUUUGUUGUUUUUGGAUUUCUUGAUAGAUCUCCAACUAAAACCUCGAGCCAUCUGUUUAUCUCCAGUGUCAGUUACAAGUACUUUUGCAGAAGCUCAUUAAGCUAUUACCUGGUUUUGUUUGACUGAGAAGCUGCAAUGGGGAUUGUGAGGUUGGAGGAGACCCAGAAGGCGGAGCUCGAGGAGUUCCGCCGGAUGCUGUUAUCUUGCGCAGCUGUGCACCGCCGCAAGGUCGAUGACGGGUUCAGGGGCCAAGAGAAUGCGGUGCCUGCGGGAAACGGCGACGUGCUGGACAGGCUGGUUUGUGUCACCAGCGGCGUGUCCUACCUCGGCAUCGCUAUUGUGAACCAGCUCCUUGUGAACGGCUACUCUGUUCGUAUCAUCGUUGAUAAUGAAGAUGUGGAAAAGCUGAGGGAAAUGGGAAAUUCUGGUGAAAUGAGACUUAACAACAGCUUUGUUGAAGUUGUCAUGGCCAAGCUCACAGAAGUUGAAAGCCUGACUGAGGCAUUUGAUGGUUGCCGUGGCGUCUUUCACACCGCUGCCUUUGUGGACCCUGCUGGACUAUCCGGUUACUCUAAAGCCAUGGCUGAUAUUGAAGUGAAUGCAAGCAAGAACGUCAUAAAGGCAUGUGGCUUGUCACCUUCCGUCAGACACUGUGUCCUCACCUCAUCUCUUUUGACCUGUAUUUGGCGAGAGAACCCACCUGAUGAAACUUCAAACGUAAUCGACCACAAGUGCUGGAGUGAUGAAUCUGUAUGCCUAAACAAAAAGCUCUGGUAUGCGUUGGGGAAGCUGAGGGCAGAAAAAGCUGCAUGGGAUAUUGCCAAACAGAGCGGUUUGAAGCUGGCUACUAUCUGUCCAGGACUCAUCACGGGCUCAAAGUUCUACGAGAGAAAUCCAACAUUUACUAUUGCUUACCUUAAAGGAGCUCAAGAGAUGUAUACAUAUGGAUUGCUGGCAACUGUUGACAUAGACAAAUUAGCAAAGGCCCAUGUUCGUGUCUUUGAGGACAUGAAGAAGACGGCCACUGGAAGGUACAUUUGCUUUGAUCAAGUAAUAGAGAGGGAAGACGAGGUUGAAGAGCUGGCACGUGAGACAGGCAUAAAUGCAAGCUCAAUCGCAGGGGGCGCCUCAUGCAGUAACAGGCCUCGAUAUGAGUUGUCAAAUGCAAAGCUUACUCGAUUAAUGUUGCGAACACGAAGGUGUCCUAUUGAAUGAUGACGCAGUGGUUGUGGAAAUCAAAUUUUGUCAUUUGAUCAGUUGAAGAGCACUGCGUUAGACUUUCGAGCUUUGUGAGCGUGAAGUACGGGGUGGGUUGGAGUUUAAACGGGGUACAUGUAUAGCGUAUUGUGAAUGUGGCAGUGAAAUCUAAAUCAGUACUGGAGUUCUUUAUUCAGCUUU
This is a messenger RNA of Sesamum indicum (sesame), 1530 nucleotides long. Its product is annotated as NAD(P)-binding Rossmann-fold superfamily protein. NCBI's taxonomy places the organism in Eukaryota, Viridiplantae, Streptophyta, Magnoliopsida, Lamiales, Pedaliaceae. The record is from RefSeq and is a predicted model, not a curated record. Gene Ontology annotation, biological process: steroid biosynthetic process. Gene Ontology annotation, molecular function: oxidoreductase activity, acting on the CH-OH group of donors, NAD or NADP as acceptor.